Messenger RNA from Bombyx mori (domestic silkworm), 5735 nucleotides. RefSeq lists its product as uncharacterized. The record is from RefSeq and is a predicted model, not a curated record. Lineage: Eukaryota; Metazoa; Arthropoda; Insecta; Lepidoptera; Bombycidae. The transcript is spliced from 3 exons. Gene Ontology annotation, molecular function: metal ion binding. The coding region runs from base 502 to 1530 and encodes 342 amino acids.
UUUGGCGGAAACGCGAGGAGCGUAGUUAUGUGUUUUUUAUUUAAUUUGUCUAUUUAGUGUUUCUUUAUGUUUAAAUGUGUACUAACGGUGGUUUAUUAACUGUUUAGUAUCUAAUGUGGGAAAAUGAAACAAAGCCGCUGGACGUAACUUCUCAGGAUCCUCCAAAAGUCCAGUGAAAAAGUCUCAAUAAAUGACCACCAUUUUACUGAGAUUAUAUUUCAUCCCAUAUCAUAUCAUCUCAUUUCAUUUAAUUUCAUCUCAGUUGAUUAAUGUCUCUAGUUAAUCAACUUCAUUUAAUUUCACCCCAUUUCAGUAUUUUUAAUAAAUAUAAGAAUAUAUGUAUAUUAAAAUAAAACUUGACCUAAAAUACUUAGUUACCAGGGCAUAAAAUACCUUAAUUUUUUUUAUAAAAAUAGAAACUGUUUACAUUUACCUACAUACCUACCUACCUACCAUGUACCUACCUAAUUACAUAUUAUAAUUGAAUAAAACUAUCCAAUUAUGAUUGUUUGCAAGUUCUUCCAGCAAGGCUACUGCCGAUACGGCCAAAAUUGUAGAUUUGAACAUGUUUACGGUUCCAAAUACACAUAUCAUGCAACAACUCCACAGCCGGUGGUGACUAACACGGAGCACACUGAUGAACAACUUGUGAAUCAAGUACAGACAGAUGUUAAAUCAGUACUACACGGAAGCCAAUGGAUACUCUCGUGUUAUGCACCCUACAAGGAGAAGCCGAUAAUUCCGGGAAUUCAUGAUCUAUCACCAGAGGAAAUGAGGCUUUUUAUAUAUGAAUCGAAAAGAAAUAAUACUUUAGAACAAGCUAUUGCUUACAUUAACAACUUAACUAGAGAAACAAGACAGAAAUAUGAACAAUUGCUACAACCAACACCACAUUUGAUCAAAGUUCUACGAUCGAUAAUGCAAUAUAAAGAAGGGCAGACUGUGCUGUCUCCUUUCACAGCGACACAAUCCGGCAGUGGUGCGGCCACUUCAGUAUUCAGGAGUGCAGUCCAAAGUUCUGUUUUCACUCAGAACAAUCCAACACCUUCAAUUUUCUCACAAAACAACCCACAAAACAUGUUUGAUAAUGGAGCUACAAAUAAUAUGUUUGCACAAAACAGUACACAGUUAGGAAUAACGGAUGCCGGAGCAAAAUCAAUAUUUGCUCAGGCCAAUCAGAAUGUAUUUGCACAAAAUCAAACCAAUGUGUUCAGUAAUACCAAUCAAAACUUACAAAAUCCUUCCAACAUCUUUGCUAGUGCAAAUCAGAAUUUGUUUAAACAGAACGACACUCAAGGUUCACCAUUUCAAUUGAAUAUCUCGCAGCAAAAUAUGGAUACUAAUACCUUCCAAAAGUCAAAUACACAACAAUCAAUUUUUGGACAAAACGUGCCUUCAGUAGAACAGAGUGGUGUUUAUAGUAAAAUGGAAGAGCUCACACCAGACGAUUUGGAAGCAUUUAAAAGUGACAAGUUUCAGUUAGGUUUUGUACCUGAAAUAGCACCACCCCAAGAGUUAUGUAACAAUUGAAACGUGUAUAAACAACAUUAUGAGUUGACAUUAAUGAGUAUUUCCAAAAUUCCAACAGACUGGAGUUAGGUAGUCUUGUGACCUUGCACGGGCAGGUCCUACCAUUUAGGCUGUGAAGUAGUUAUGUACUCUAGUUUGAAGGAUAAGACACUGGUUAUGCUACAGUUGAGACUUAGGCCUCAUGUCUCAAACUGGAUUAUCACAUUAACAUUGCGUUGUCUAUGUUCUGAUAACAAUUUAACACUAGACCACGAGUUUGAUUACUAAUCUAAGGUACAAAUAAAAAAGUGUUAAUAGGAAUGGCCUUACAUUGCCCCUUGUUCAGCCCCUUACAUUGACAGUCAGUGGCAUAUUUAUUGCCAUUUAAGAUAUUGAUUAAAUACAAAAUCAAGCAUUAACAUUUGAACAGAACAGUGAUAGUAGGGAAUACUUUAGAACUUCAACAGAAUGCAUACAAUCCAAUGUAUCUCGUAUUUGUAUACUAUUCACAGAUCUCAACACUGCACAAUAAAAGACAAAUUUUGCUUAUAAAUUAAAUGUAUUCCUAUAUUACAUUUUACAUAUUUAUAUCGCUUCAGUAUUACAGUUAAAUGUGGAAUAAUAAUGAUGUAUGUGCAUCUCUGGUUCCUGUCAUUGCUACCAAAUUUAAUUACCAAUGUGAAAUUGAGUAGAUUUUGCAUUUAAUCGAACAAUCAACUACAAAAAUAUAUAUGCACUGAUAAUGUAAUUUUAGAAAAUCUUUUAAAUACAUUAAACCCACUUUUAUUUUAUAUUCUAGUGUAAAGGUAAAUUAUUUCUAAUGUUAAAUGUUCUAUUUGGACUUAAGUGUUUUUUAUUACAGUCAGUUUAAGUUUCAUUUUAAUACAUUUAAUGUUUUUUUUUUUUGGCUUUAUGAGUUUCCGGAUCACCUGAAGUAAAACAUUACCAAAGCCCAUGUAAAUGUUUUAUCCUGCUUGAGACAUGAGGCGGUUUUCACAAUUGUAUAGUAAGACUGAUAUCCACCCUGCAAACCAAAAUAACCUGCCAACAGUAAUACGAACACAUUGUCAUUGAUCUUUUAUACACUUUUAGUAAAUUAAUAUUGUUUUGUUUGUCUCCACACCCUGUAGAUUUCCAAUAAUCACGACCAAAUUGCAUUCAUUAUUAUUUUAUGUACUUGCUUAAGAUCAUCAAACUCAAGACAGGAAAUUGUGUAACUAAAAAUUUAAAAGUAAAAUCAGUCCUCAAUUUUCAAUUUCUCCCAAAUAAAUCUGUUUAUCGCUGGACACUGAUAACACUAUGGGUUCGUUUGGAUGAAAGUCCACAUCAUUGACGGAUCCUAUGUGUCCAGGCAAUUUGUAAAGAACUCUUCUGGAUGUUGUGUCCCAAACGUAUAGGAAACGAUCUGAAGAACCUGCUGACACCUAAAAAUCAAAUACGUAUUUUGUAGGCAAUUUGUAAAUAAUAUCACCACCAUUACAUACAAUAAAAAACUGUUAUGUUAUAUUUAUUUAUUAUUUGUUAAAUCUGAUUAUUUAUUAUUUGUUAAAUUUUGGGUUCUUUUAAUAAAAUAGGCACAAAGAUUUUUUUUUUGCAGGAGUGUAUAAUAGCCGGCAAACUUCUUGAGCAUUUGUCGACGUAGUGGGGGUAAGUUUGCGCAUGGUACACUCACGUGCAAAAACAUUAUUUACGCUACGUCAUAAUGCAAUUAAAUUAUUAAAAUCAACAUAUGUAUUUAUUUAUAUAUUUAUUAGAACAUCAUCAAAAAAUAUAGGUUAAUAAUUUUAAUAAUUUAAUCUUGGAGUAAAAUAGAUAUUCCUUCUAUUAAGUCAAAACUAGAGCUGUUGCCAGGUCUUGGUUCAGUUGAAGCGAAGCUGGUAUUUGUAAUUUUUUUUUCGUUAUCAUAAUCUUGACCAUCAUCAUCAUCACUGUUUUCAUCACCCGAGUCGCCAUCAUCGUGAUGAGUCGACAUAGGGCUCAUCGGUGUAGUUUACAACUCGGUCGUUCGAUCUUCUUUUUUGUCUAUAAUUAAUUAUUUUUAAGAUAUUCCAUUCGUAGUAAUCGAAUGUUACUUUUUUCAAUUACCAGCUUCCGAUUAUUUUCUGUUUUUUUUUCAUCUGAAGCCUAGGUCUUUCAUAAUUCGUCGUAAAUUUCAUUCCGAGCCAUUAAAAUGUAUAUCUUCUUUAAAUUUUUCGAAGCCUUUCUACGGUACGGAGUUUCGCUGCUUGUUAUGUAGUUAUUCUGAUUACAUCUUUUUAUUACAGAUUGAACGAAACUAUCCAUUCCGGUAACUUUCUUCUUCCCUGAUUUUUUCUUACCCGGAGUCCCAAACACGGCGAGCAAGCCAGAGCCUUUAGCUUCGUUAAUAAUGCACCUAACAGUACUCACUGAUGUUUUUGUUGCUUCCGAAGUCUGUUUUACUUUUUCCAUAUCAUUCUUCCCCUGUUUUAUAAUGAAGCAAUAUACGUCGUACCCAUUUUUUCUAUCCUUUCUUUUGAUUACUACACCAGUUUGUCGUGGCAUAGUGUAUUUUUUAUAAAAAAUCAACAAACACUCAACAAAUAGCAAUGGCAACAAAGUCAACAAGCAAUUAUAACAAAUAACUUAACGAUUAAUAACGAUAGAUUUUUCACUGUACGCAAGCGUACUUUACAUUUGGGAGCGAGCGGAACGAGGGCGCGGUGCGGGGCGCAGGGUUCGACUGAUCUACCAAUAACGCGCUCGAUACGAUUUCCCCUGCCGUCGCGCCUCACCCUCACCACCAAAGUGAUCUAAAAUUCGGUUCUGCGCAGUCAAGGUCAUUUGCUCAAGAUGUUUGCCGGUUACUAUACAUUCUGCGUGCUUAGUGCGAGUUUUUUAAUGUUCUCGAUAGCGUCAAAUUUAUAUGGAGUUGGAACAUUUUCCUACGUUUGCCGCUAGGGGCGCUGUCGAGAACGUUAAAAUACUCGCACUAAGCAUACUGUUUAUUACAUAUAUUAUGGUCGAGAUAUUUCUGAGUUAUUAUUAUUAUUAUAAAAAAAAAUACAUUUCCCUUGUAGGCAGACGAGCAUACGGCCCACCUGAUGGUGAGUGGUUACCGUCGUCCAUGGACUUCAGCAAUGCAAGGGGCAGAGCCAAGCCUCUGCCUACCUAAUUAUUGUAUGAAUACUGUAUGAUUUAGAUGAGACAUAUAUUUUGUGCAAGGUAUACAACAUUACUGUCACCUGGUAUGGGGCAUAUAGGGAAUAAAUAAAUUAUAAAACUUAAGGUACUCACGGAGUUCUACAGCUCAUUGUAUAUUUUAAGAAUAUUUGACAAUAGCUAGGUUCAUUUGAUGCAGUUACCUUCAGUUCCGCUCUGAAGGUACAACUAGAAAUAUUACAAAAGAAGUCUGACUUCGCCCGGCAGUAGUUUCAACAUUGGGGAGUCUACUAAGACAAUGGCUAUUAGGAAAAUAUAAAUGUUAGAGUACUUUUUUUCAAGACGAGUGAACUACUAACCUUGGAGCCAUCCUGAGACCAUGCACAUCUGAGCAGAUUUUUCUCAAAGUUGUGUUGGUGGCCAGACAUUAAUUUGACACAGCGUUCUGUUGGUGCAAACGGUCUAACGUCCCAAAUACGGAGUGUAUUAUCCAUUGAAUUGGACAGGAGAUAUGCACCAUCCCAUGACAAUGAUAAUCCUGGAAACGAGUAUUGCAACACAAGUUAGACAUUGCCAGUCAUUAAAUGUAUCAAACUCAUAUGAUUUCUAUUCACAUAUUUAUUGCCGCACCUGGGUAGAUGACUUCACGAUCUACAAGUAAACUAAACAAGUAGUCUUAGUCAUGAAUUAUUACUACUUAUAAGGCUAGAGACAUUCUAAUAAUAGCUGUUACAUUUCUCUAAAAUUACCUAAUACCAGUUUGGGCUACCGAAGGCAGAAUGGGUGAAGAAGUUUACAAUACACCCGUCAACAAGUAACAACAGGGAUUAUAAAGAGAAAUACAUAUGUAUGCAACUACUACUACUGUACUGCAUACCAAUCAAUCCAUUCUCAUUUCCUCAUAAGAUCAAUAUUUGUUAAAUACAUUGUAUGGUAAUCAGUAUUUUAGUAGUUAACUAAUAGACUGAAGUCAUUACUGUCAUCAUAUUGCCCUCACUCCACUCUAGAUAAACUGUAUCAAUAUUUUAAUUUAAUUUCUGGUUGCAGUAUUAUCACCUAAUAAAAAUCUAAUUAAUCAGAAUCAAUAAAGAAUUACCAACCUGUAA